CUUUGCCUGCCUCCAACUCUCCUGUGGCCCCAUAGAGGUCAUGAACCAGACCAAAGACUUUCAGGGGGGCAAGGCCUUUGGACUCCUGAAAGUUGAACAGGAGGAGAGACUGGAUAGAAUCAACCAGCAAUUCCUGGAUGAUCCCAAAUACAGUAGUGAUGAGGAUCUACUCCCCAAACUGGAAGCCUUUAAGAAAAAAUAUCUGGAGUUUGACCUGAAUGGAGACUGCAAUAUUGAUAUUAUGUCCCUGAAGAGAAUGCUGGAGAAACUAGGAGUUCCCAAGACUCACUUGGAGCUGAAGAAGCUAAUUAUAGAAGUGGCAAAUGGUCCUGGGGAGACCAUCUCCUACCCUGACUUCCUCAGGAUGAUGCUAGGCAAAAGAUCAGCCAUUCUUAAAAUGAUCCUAAUGUAUGAGGAGAAAAACAGAGAACAAGAGAAACCCAUGGCCCCCCCAGCCAAGAAAGCAAUCUCUGAAUUGCCUUAAUUUGGAAGGGCUACUUAGGGCUUCAUCUUCCCCUACACCAAAAUGGGGAAUCAAAACUUUCCAGUUCCAGUAAGCUGUGAA
Gracilinanus agilis (Agile Gracile Mouse Opossum) is the source of this 565-nucleotide messenger RNA. RefSeq names its product allograft inflammatory factor 1 (gene AIF1). Gene Ontology annotation, biological process: ruffle assembly; actin filament bundle assembly. Lineage: Eukaryota; Metazoa; Chordata; Mammalia; Didelphimorphia; Didelphidae. Gene Ontology annotation, molecular function: calcium ion binding; actin filament binding. The record is from RefSeq and is a predicted model, not a curated record. The transcript is spliced from 6 exons. Gene Ontology annotation, cellular component: actin filament; ruffle membrane. Bases 41 to 484 code for a protein of 147 amino acids.